AUGACUUUCAAGUAUUAUGAAUUUUGCAAUAGGGUCAUUGAUAUUGCGGAUUUUGAGUCAUGGGAAGUCACUGUUUGGGAGUAUCAAAGUUUAAUUGCUGCUGCAUCUCAAAUGUCUAAGAAAAUGAAUGUCAUCCAGUCAUUUAGAACAACGAUCCGAAAUCCUGAGAAAUUGUCUGUUCUAGCGUUCGAUUCCCUCUAUGAGUGGCUUAAUGAAUGUGCUGAAAAACAUGAAUUUGACGUCAAUUUUGAAUUGGGUGAGGAUUGCAUCAACAUGAUGGUUUACUUCCUUCGUUGUUCUGGAAGUCAUAAACUCAAGUCAGAGGCAAUACAGUUUAUAUUGAAAGCAUUUGAACAUUUUCCACACUUGGUCGACACAUUCAUCGCUCAUGGCUUCACAUCUCCAUUCCUCACUGUUAUCAAGAAUCUCUUUCUGUUUGACGAGUGUCAUACCGAUUGGUAUCCAAUUAUUAUGACUACACGCUAUGCUGUUAUGAUGUCAUCUGAAUUCCGCGACAAAAUCGUCCAUGCUGGCAUUAUCGAGUGCAUUAUUCCAAAUUGUAAGAAAUACAUGUUUUCUGUCUCGUUGUUCGUUGGAUCUUUAUUUCCUCCGUUCUGUGCUGCACAGCCUGCAGACGUUUUCAAGCACUUCUUGCCACUUUUUGAGUAUUUCUUAAAGAUUGAUGAGAUUCAGUAUGCGAAUCUUGUUGUCAGUUGCAUUAUGACGACACUUAUGGAUAAUGAUCAUGUGGAUAUGAUUAUGGGACAUGAAUUUAUGGUCUGUUUAGAGAAUUUGAGGGAUUUAAAUGUCAAGCGCAUCUCACGGAACGCUAUGAAGUUUGUGAAUGAAGUAAAUGUUGUUUCCUUGUUGGAUGGAGCUUGGUGGAUGUUUGAUGAGCAGUAAGCUCUUAUUAUGGAUUAUUAAGAUAGAUUUUUGUACCAAAAUGAUUGAUUUUAUUGCGACGUGAAGUUUAUCGCCAGUCUGGAUUGCAAUUCCUUCUGUGAUUGAAGAGAAUCUCAUCUUAAGUAUUUAUAAAUUAAUUAAAAAUCGUGCAUGAUUAAAUUUAUUAGCCAUUAAAGUUGUUGCAUGGUGAAUCAAUAUUUUAUUAUUAAGAAAGAAAUGAUCGCAGAU
Molecule: messenger RNA, 1131 nt
Organism: Chironomus riparius
Lineage: Eukaryota; Metazoa; Arthropoda; Insecta; Diptera; Chironomidae
Source: the annotation of a GenBank genome assembly